Molecule: messenger RNA, 1556 nt
Organism: Drosophila albomicans
Lineage: Eukaryota; Metazoa; Arthropoda; Insecta; Diptera; Drosophilidae
Exons: 4
Coding region: 22-546 (174 amino acids)
Source: RefSeq, a predicted model, not a curated record
ACAUCUUUUUAUAAAGUCAGAAUGAUUUUUGAUACUUUUUUGAAUCGCUUUGAGCUGCGCACUGGAUGUUUUGUGGUGACAAUAACGAACAUGAUUUUUGUCAUAUUUAGCUUGCAUGUGCCCAUGGUAGCUGACUUUGAUAUGUCCAAUUGGAUUGCAAUCUUGGCGGCCAUCGAAAGGCUUUUCGAAUUCUUUUCGUUUCUCUUUGUGAGUUACGGUUUGUAUCAGCGAAGUCGUCAGAUGCUGUUAAUUUGGCAAAUUCUUAUCCCGCUUAGUUUUAUUUUCAAUGUUGGAUAUUAUUUCUAUCUAAGCGCUGUGCUAAACAGUCUAAAAUGGUUGAUUCUCUUGGUGUUAUCCUUGUAUCUCAUAACGUAUUCACUAAUGCUGAUCAAUUCGUAUUACGAUGAGCUGGGCUACGUGGAGGAUUAUAUGAGAGAUUUGGAGUAUAUACAAUCCCGGAACUUGCAGAAAAAUCCGCAUAGCUAUAAUCCAUCGAUGAAAUCUGAAGAUCGAGUUGUAAAAAUCACUAGACACACUGCAACCUAAUGCAAAGCAACAGUAGCAACAGUAUGAGUAUCUGUCUGUCUGUCUUUCUUUCUUUCCAUCUUUCUAUCGUUCAAGGCAAUGGCCAGAGGGCUGCGCAGUUGCUCUGUUGCAGGUAAUCGGAUAUGCCACAAAAGGCGAAAGUCUCUCGGCGCAUACCAUUUUUUCCACCAUUAGUUUAUUAUUGUUAUAAUUUCUUUAUUGUCAUUAUACACAUACAUAUAUGCGCUAGAGAGUCUCUUCUACAAAACAGCAGCAGAGGUUCAACUUUUUCAUUUCGGAGUCAGCUCGUAAUUACCAUCCACACACUGAGAGCUGCGAAGAAGACGUGGAACGUGUUGAUUUCUCAGCCAGGCAACCGCAAAUCCACUUGGAGUUCGGUUCAUUCGAGAGGCACUUGAAAUUAUGCGGCUGUUAGCUACCAGAUAACGCUUUUGAUUAUGACAACGGGGCCAUAACGAUGUGCAGCAACGAUGGAAAGCGACUGCGGCAGCUGCCAACUACAAUCUUGGCCAAAUUAUAUUUGUUGUUGGCGGGGGUGCGUGGCCCAAAACAACGAAAACAACGACAACAACAGCUGCAUCGGCAAAGACAAUUCAAAUCAUUUUGAGUUUUCAGUUUUCGGCUGCCUUCGACAUUGAUUCACAUUCACGUCAAAUGGCCAACGGGUGCACAGUAAAUGAAAUCGCUUUUUGAUGUGCCCUCCCACCUCCCUCUCCCCUCUUCCACCUCUUUUGCCCACUUGUCUUUUGGCUCGCGCUCACUUUUUUUUUCUCUCGGUUUGGAGUUUGAAGUCCAAGCGUUUGUUAUGGUCUCUAUUAUUGUUUAUGAUGAUGGAGUGCCGCUUUUCGGACCAGAAUUCUAUUCACCUCACCAUUUGAAAUGUGCCCGCCUAUUUGUCGUCCACUCUUCUGGCAUUUCUUUUCUGGCCAAGUGCGACUACAAAAUGCAUAAACAAUCGACAAACCAAUUUCACGUCUUUGGAAAAAAUAAUAUUUAAAAUAAAUGUCGAA